Messenger RNA from Paramecium sonneborni, 1572 nucleotides. Lineage: Eukaryota; Ciliophora; Oligohymenophorea; Peniculida; Parameciidae. The record is from the annotation of a GenBank genome assembly.
AAUUUAUUCAUAUGAAAUUUACAAUUAAAUUAAUUUAAAUAAAAUGUAUGAAGGAGCAGGAGAUGAUUAAAAAAAAGUUGAUAAUGAAGGAUCAUAUGGAUAUUAUACAAUUCUAGCUGUUAAAUUUACAUCAUCUGAGUAAUAAAUAGAUAGGUUUAUUUCAAUUUUAAUUCAAGAAAUUAUAACACUCUUGUUAAGUUUUACACUGACAAAGAAUAUCCAAAGGGAGGUGAUUAAGAAAAUCUAAAUAAAACCAAUGAAGCUUAUAAAAUAAUUAAAGACGAGAAGGUUUCUUGAUUUCUUAUAUACAAAAGGCUAGAGAAUAAUAUAUGCAUAAAUUGAUGAUAAGAUGUUACUUAAGUCAACCUUUUGAAUUGAUUCUACCAAAUAAACAAAGUAUUUCCUCCUAUUAAAUAGUCGAUAAAUUAUGGCCUUUCUUUAUUUUCGAAGUUAUCAAAGAAGGAAAAUCUACAAGUGAAAUUAUGCAAUUUAAUUUCUCAGCACAAACUUUAACAGAAUAAAAAAAAGAUGUCAGGACCAAAAGUUAUAUGUUUUCUAACAUUUCCGUAUCAAUCUAUCACAUUAUUUAAGUCUGCCUUGUAUUCUAAAAAAGAUGAUGAAUUCAUCAUUAACUUUAUUGAAAAUGGAAAAAUACUUUCCUAAAAUUAUAAAGCAAAAUUCUAAAAUCAAAGAGAUUAACUUGUUAAAUUAGCUAUUUUUGCUAAAGAAAUAUUUGAAGAAACUAAACCUACUCUUGAAUUUCAUAAUCCUAACACUAAAUAAGAUUUGAAUUUAUUUAAAGUUUAACAUUAUUCAAUAGGAGAAAACAGUAAGACUGUUAGCUCUAAAGUUACCAACUUAUUUUUUGAUUAAGUAUCAACUAAAAAUUACUUCUUAUGGAAUGAUUCAUAUAUACCUCCUCAUUCCUUAUUAAAAACAUCUGCUUAAAAAUUAGCAAGUUUAGGAUAAUCUAAAACUGUUCAUUUUACAAUUGGUAAAACACAAAUGUUAGUUUCAAGAGAUGAAGACUUAAGAUAGAUUAUUUAAGUAAUCCCUUUGAAAAAAGAAUAUUUAGCCUUUAGUAGGGAUGAAAAUGGUAUAAAUUAAAUUACAUUUAGUUGUAUAAUUGUAAGUGUUGAAUAAUACUCGUAAAUACAGAUUUCACGAUAAACAAAGUGCAAGUUAAUUUGUAUAGAAGUUGAUAAGUGUCUAGAAUCAGAAAGCUUCAGCAAAUCCUUUAAGAACUGAUUGUCCAGUUGGAGACAGUUUAUAGAAUGUAGUCAGAAUAAAAAAGUCUGCGAUUUAAAAAUUAAAUACAAUGAUUGCAUCAUAUGAAUAAAAAGUUUAAUAAUUAAAAGUGGAAAGGUAAGAAUAAUGCAAAGAUUGUUUUAUAGAUAACAACUAUUAUCAGAGUUUAACGAUUUAGAUUUAGACAAGGUUGAUGAUGAUGAAUUAAUGAUAAACAAAGAAAAAGAUUAAUAGAACAAAUAAGCAUCUUAUGAACCAGCAACCUUAUUUAAGGCUCCCUUAAAAUGAAUGAUCAUAAAUCUAUAAUUAUAUAACUAUAAAUUA